UGUGAUUUCAUAAUCAUCACAUCAGUGUCUCGCUUGUUAACACUAGCACAACAAGGCCAUAUAAGCGGAAGUAAGAAAAAUCUACGUUCGAAAGUUACCACUCUUUUCAUUGGUGGAGACUAUGGAAAAAGUGCUACAUUUGGUAGUGUUUUUUCUCCUGUUCAAGCCUGUGAUACUGGAGGAAGGUAACCACCGUAUUUUUAACCAGUAUUUUAUCUAAUAUAAACUGUAUAAAGGACACUCGUUACAUUGUUUACACUGCAUAAAAAUUAGCAUAGCACUCAAUGGUAUGAAGCAAAUCGUUCGGUCUCAUUGAAAUUUGGUUCUUGCUGUCCUAAUAUUAAAGGUGAACAAACAUUUAGCAAGCAAUCUUCGACCGCGAGUGGUUCCAUGCGAGCUUACUUCUUUGGGGAAAGCCAUGCAUAUGUAAACAUUUUACCGAUGGAUAACUUUUAAGGGUGAAAUAUACAGAGACAAAGUUGCUUGGUAUGGUUGUCGUAAUUUAAUCUUACUAAAUAAAUAAGAAUACAUGUAUCUAUAAAUAUAUAUGAAGCAAUGAACAUUUCCUUUGACAUCAUGCAAUGCAAUAUUGAAUAUGCCGAUUUAAUGAGUUAACUGAAAUUAAGUACUAGAUCGAUUUCAAAGUUCGGUAGUUUUAGCAAACGAAAACGAAAGAUGAAAAGAGCUAUCGCCGGAAGCUUUCUAUAACUGAUAUCAUAAAAAUAUCCUUCUUCGAUUCUCAACGGGUUUAAUUAGAGUGAGAGUGACAAGCGAAAGACCCUUGCAAUCAAUGCGAAAGUGUCACGCAACACCAACCUUGGAGUCACGCAGCAUAGAUCGGUGAAUCAAUAUUGGAAGGAAUGACGCUCCAUAAAUAUUUGUGUUAUCUACGUCUCCUUUACAGGAAGCUUCUGGCAGGUUACAGACUUUCAUUUUGACAAAACGUACCAGUCCCCCACAGAGCCUGGGAAGAUAUGUAAUUCCCAGACCCCAAACAGUGAGACGCCUACCCAUGCUGGCAAAUGGGGUGACUAUCUUUGUGAUUCCCCGUGGAGACUUAUAAACUCAUCAGUAUUUGCAAUGAAAAGCAUCGAGCCAAAUCCGGAUUUCAUCAUUUGGACAGGGUAAGCUAUUUAAAAGAUCUCAGUGGGGUUAACCAUCAGCCCUGGGACGGCAAAAACAUUUUGCAGUUGGAUGAAUUUUAACCGUUAAUGGUAAAAUCAAAAAUAAAAAUAUUUACCCGUAAAAUAUUUCUGUUAACUAUGACGGAAGGAAAUUUACUGUAAGUCGUAAAAUGGCCAAACUUUAACCGUUCGCCGUAAUAGCUAUCGAUCCAGACUUUCUAUUUACUUCGAAAAGCAAUCAUUCCUGGUUGGCAACCGUAAUGAGGUCGGGAUAAUUGUAAAUUGGAUGCCUUUAUAGAUGUGCGAUGUGUUUUAAAAAAGCAAGGACAAAAGGUGAAAAGUUCGAGUUCUCCUGGGAAUUGUGGUAUUUGUGUUCGGUUGCUUGCUCGCUAGAUCUCAGUCAGAAAGACGAAGAAACAAACAGGUGACAGGAAAUCGACCGCGUUUUUUUUUUUUUUUUUUUUUGCGAGAAAAUGACGCGUAGAGUGCGAGAGAGUCCUCCCUUUAAACUGACUGCCUGAAACUGAUUAUUUGGUACUCAUACCCUCUCCUCCAUUAAUCUGGCAGCAAAUAAUCGGAAAUAGGUCCGCAGCUUUUCCAGCCGUGUUAGAACCUUCCUACCUUUCCACAAAAUGAUAUGCAAUGACUUGUCUCGUACCCAGACCUUCCACGGCCUUCCACAUUUCAGUUACACGGUUGGAUCUGGGUACGAGAUUACGCAAAGAAAUCAGUUGAUUUUUGACAUUAUUCUUUCUGUUUCCAAUGACCUAAAUCUCUCUCUAAGGGACCGGUUAUUAUUUUUCGCCGCGAGGGAGGGGGAGUCGGAUGACUUUUUUUAGGGGGGGGGGCGGGGUUAUUACAUAGUUGCAGGGGAAAGGAGACAGGAUCAGUCACCGCUAACAGAGUGUAACGGGGAGGACUACAGAAAAUUGGUUGCCGUUGAGGGGGGUCAAUGGAAUACUAAAGUCUGUGGGGAGUGUCAGGUAAAUUACACUGUGACACAACCAAAAUCUUUGUAUUGAAUCCAGACCCUCCAAGGCCACAUGAUUGUAACUCAUUUCAGUUUCAGCGUAAGAUCUGGUUACGAGAUUACCAGAAUCCUCCGGGAACUCUCUUAACCCCGGCGAUAAAUAGUAACCAGUCUCCUAUGUAAUUAAUCCUCAGCGAUGACAUGCCACACGUCCCAAACAGCCAACUGAGUACAAACGAAGUGAUAGAAACGGUGAAGAACUUAACCGACUUGCUCAGCGCUGUCUUUCCAAACACGACGGUUUAUCCGGCCCUUGGAAACCACGACUACCAUCCGAAGCACCUGAUGCCACCCGAACCGAAUUACAUUUACUGGGCAGUUGGUAAUUUAUGGAGCCGAUGGCUUCCUCAGGAUGCGGUGAAUACCUUUAAAAGGGGUAAAUGACACUCACAAGUAUAGCGAUACAGACGCUCUAGAUCUAAUCCUUCAAUCCUUUCCAUAAAAUUGCCUCUUUGUAAUAGAAUGCGAAAAGCUCUUUUUCCCAAGAAAGUGAUGCCAAAUACAUGUGAGUGAAUUAAUUUUUUCUAGUCGACUGUUCGCACGGAAUAUCCAUAAGUGGCUUGGUAGGGCGAAGACAGGAGACUAUCAUGCUCUGUAACGCGAGAGGGCUUUCUAAUGUCUCAUUCAAACUGUCAUCUCCACGAGCCCAUCUGCACCAAUUGCGUGAAAGGAGAGAAUUAUUGCUAUUUUCAUUUCGAUGCUUGUUUCAAAGAUUUCAAAGAAACUUUAUAUUUUACCACGAAACGAACAUAAAACGAAACAAAACAACAAGCAAACAAAGUAUGACGAUAAUGAUUGUCCAGCUUUGAAUGUCUUCCUCCUUAAAUUGAAAGUUUCAAUCGAAAAUGAAGCCACAAUUUUGUGAAUACUAUUCAGAUUUUUGUAUAUUAGCUCACUGUGAAGUAAUUUAAAGACCAAAAAAAGCAUCUAAAACCUCUCUGUUUUUUCUUCAGGCGGAUUUUACACAGUUCUCAUUAAGCCUGGCUUGCGUUUAGUCAGUCUGAAUACCGUGUAUUACUAUACAAACGACAAGCUAACAGGGAAUAUCUCUGAUCCUGCCCGCCAAUUUGCGUGGCUAGACGUUGUGCUCACUAACGCAAGUCGCAUCAACGAGAAGGUGUGUAUCCAUCAGAGAUUUUUUCUAUCAAGAUGGUUAAAGCUACUCUUGUCUAAGUUAGUAAUUUUUUCAGAAAGUCCCGGCCAGCCAUCCAGUCAGUCAGUCCGUCAAUUGGGCAGUCAGUCGGCCACUUACUCAGUAGGUCCGUCAGUCAGUAGGACCAUCAGUCAGUAGAUCCGUCAGUCAGUUGUUCCGUCAAUUGGGCAGUCAGUCGGCCACUUACUCAGUAGGUCCAUCAGUCAGUAGGUCCGUCAGUCAGUCGUUCCGUCAUUUGCGCAGUUGGUCGGCGAGUUAGAAAAAAAACCAACACGAACAUGUUGCAACCCUCUUCUUCCUUGUUUUGAUCAAACGUAUAGCAUGCAUCUUUCUACGUUUUAUCUGAAUGGGAAAAUCAUAUUUUCCCAGGUGUUUAUUAUAGGUCAUGUUCCGCCCGGUGCUUUUGAGCGAGCUCCAGGAAAGAAGUGGUUUUAUCCCAAAUUCAACAAAGAUUACAUUGCUGCCAUCAUGAAACAUGCUGACAUCAUCACCGGCCAUUUUCUUGCUCAUCAGCACUGCGACAGCUUUAAAAUUCUCUAUGACGGGAAAGGUAAAACUCAGUAGCUAAUAAUGAGCCAGAUUAUUUAUCCUUAAAUUUAUCGUUAAAUCAGGAAUUUUUUCAGACAAUGACCUGGCUGAAAGUGAGGGUUUCAAAGGAAAUAAAUUAAUCCUUUACACCCUAACGUAUGCAUAUUCUCCAAACUGUUUUCUGCACGUUUUUUAACUUGCUGACAAGGAGAACUUGGAAGGGAUUCAAACUCGCUUAUCCCAGAUACUAGGGUAAUUUAGUAUUAUAAACUGAGUUGAUAACGUAAAUUGGCCACCGUAAAGAGUUUCAAAGCUGACGUUUCGAACGUCAGCCCUUCGUUAGAGCGAAUGAUGAACGGCCAACGUUCGAAACGUCAGCUUUGAAACUCUUUACGGUGGCCAAGUCACGUUAUUAACUUAGCUGAUAAUACUAAAUUACCUGUUAUACUCUUCCACUGACGCAGCACCACAGUUUCUUUAGAAACUUACCCCCUUUAUUCCAGUUACUAGUUGGGUGUUAUUGAUUCAACUCAGCUAUGAAGCGGAGCAAAUGUUUUGCUUGUUGUUAAUUUCCAACCAUUGUGACUUUAUUCAGUGAAUCAAGACAAAUUAUAUUUAUCUCACCAGACCCCGCUAUAAAAUCAAAUAAGAUUGCCCUAAGUUGGUGCUGUGCCCUAAAAAAGGAACCUUGUUAGGAUUCCUGCAUCAUGAAGAUUUAACCAAGAAACAAUAACUCACCUAAAUUUUUUCUUCAGUUCCUGAAUAUUUCGCUCUCUUUCUGAUGAACCAUUGCUUUAAGACCUUAGGAAAUUUUUUUACGCAACUUCCAAAACAUCUAGCCGUCAAAAAUGUUUCCUGCUCAUCUAAACUACUGGCGGCAUUGCCGUUUUUAAUUGUCAGGCUAUCAGCAAAGUGAAGAAAUCGAUAAUUGGUACCACAGCGACACGGCCAUGCAACAAAUAGCUUCUAGAUGAGGAAAAUUGUUAUGCACUGAGCCGACCAUUGUAACAACAAUGGAAAUUUGAGAAUACAUGUAUUCUUUAUCCGCCCCGACAAGAAAAUUAGUGCACAUUUUCGAGUUUGUUUUAAAGUAGACAGCGGACUUUUCCAGUCUAAAUGAACGCUCAUCUUCAUUAUUUUCCCAGUAAAUCUAACACCUAUAAACUAGUAAACUGGAUGAAACGCCAAUGAAUGAGUGUCGGCAAUACUUUGUAAAGAUAAAAUACUGGAGAAAAAGAAAACUCAAUUAGAGACUUUAUUAGCGAUUACAAAUUUACAUAGACUGUUCUGUACUGCCAGCUGAAUUGAAUUGAACCAAAGAAAUCAGAUUCCAAGGAGUAUAGGUAUAUUUUCCUGUUUAAAAAUUAUAUUUUGCAUCUUACCGAAAUAGCCAAGAAUGCGAGUAAAUCUGAUUUCCAAAUUCGGUCCGAUUAUUUGUAGAACUUGCAGUGUAGAUCGAAAGCGGACACUUCUGAAAGUGAUAAUUGGAUUUUUCUUUUGUUUACGCUCUCUCCUAAGCGGAAACCCCAUGCAAAACAAUUUACUUAUGGCAGUGAAAUUUGUCUUUCAUUUGCAAAUCAACAGAAAUAUAACCUUUUGACAAAGCAGCAGCACAAUGGGAAUGGGUUUUGACAAACUUCCAUCUGUCCGCCGUCCAUUGUGGUGUACUUUCCCUCCGUAGGCGGACAUCCAGCCUAUUUUUCUUUGGUGUCCGCUAGUAGGAAUAAUUCUCGUAAGCGGACGACGAACACUUUUUCCAAUCCCCGAGGGUGUCCGCUUACGAGCUAAUCGAGAGUUGACCGUAUUCCUUAUCGCAUUAAAAAAAAAAUUCACGGCAUAAGCUUGUCUUUUAAGAACGAGUUAUUGUGGGCAAUGGUUUUGCCCAACGAUUUUUUUUUCGAAGGAAACGGGCCAGGAAAGUUAGAGCCUUUAACUGUCAUCAAAAGAAUUGGAAUUUGAGUGAUAUUCAUACGGUUUCUUUGUGGUGGCGUAACAGAUGUUUAACCUUCCACGUAAGAAUUUUUCCUAAAUGUCUCUUAUAAGCCGAGGAAACAAUCGGUUAAGAUCAAUUUAUAAAAAGAGUGAAAAAAAAAGAUGAUUUAAUGCAAGCCUCAAGAAGUUUGUAACUUUAUACAUCUUUUCUUAAUAACUUGCCAUAACCAGCUUAACCUUUUUUGUGGACAGUUAUUUAUGGAGGAUCGUUUUUGUGUGUGUGUGUGUUUUUUUUUUCGGGCUCGAAUCCUAACCUGAGAAGUAGCGAAAGAUUUUAUAAAAGCAGAUGUGAAAUAGGCAGAAGUUGAUGGAAACCUGUCGAGGAAGAUCUCUCUCGGGGCAAAAAGGUCAUAAAUGCUAUUUGCUCUCACCGUAAACGAAGGAAGACAGUCUUAAUAAAAAAAUUUUAAAAAAAACACUUCGGGCAAAAAACGGUCAUUUUGUUCAGCUAAGCGAUCCAUCGCGUCAAUACGGUGAAAAUCUCGUUGAAAAUCGGUCUUUGUCCAUUUGAGAAUAUUUAAGUGCCUUUCGUGCGUUUCACCAAUACAGGGAAAGAUGCCUAUCACCAGCGGAGUCGAGGCGACAUAUGCCCUUGAAACCAAAGAAUAAUAAUGGGACAUAAUUUUGUCUUGUUUGAAACGUGACCUUAAGUUUAUUUCCGGCAUGGUGAUGACCCUCUAAUUACCGGAAAUGUAUGGCGAAGAGUAAUUCACCAGCUGCCGCGUGUGUAGUUAUUAACUGUUUUUGGCAUGAAACAUUUAUCUGGAACUUCUUUUCACAUUUGCGAAUUUUGAAAAGUUACAUUUUACGUCAAAGAACUCGCCAGAUUGUAAUUCAUUUUCCGUGUUCUUCUUGAGUACUGGUUCUACAAAUGUUAUCCCGUACUCGAUAGAUAAGUCCCAUUGUAAGUCUGUUUUGUGAAAAUUUCAUCAUUUUUUUAUCCUGAACCUUAUUCAACUUUGCUAAUUUUGUAAAGCCGCUCUUAAGGAGACUAGAUUGCAUGCCAAUUAGUCAAAGAUCUCAGCAGGAGACACGUUGUUAAUUUCUCGGGGAGUAAAGUUUUUUCGAAAUCAUAAGAUGCCCCGAACAGACCUGAAACUUGCAAACAUUGUUCAUUGAUCAAUAUUCUACUAUAGCUCACUCUUUAGGCGUCAGGCUUUUAAAUUUCGAUUGCAUGACGUGUGUUUACUACUUUCUACAUGUCUUGUGCGUGAAACCCUGAGAUAAAGUAUUUUGUAUUCCCGGCUAACCGAAGAGAAAGCUUAAAUAUGUAUUGCAACAACUUGGAAUAGCAAUGACGUGGUAUUUCGGCUACAGAUACAACCUUUUUCCAUCUGAAACGCCUGCUGUCAUUCUUAAAGUACAAAACACGACGCCUCGUCGUUCACCUUACCCAUCAAAUGAUGAGCGCCAUCCAAUCAGAUACGUCGUACGACAAUCAGAUGAUUAACAGCUGAUUCGAUAAGGCUGGGGGGUUCGAUAAUGAUUACACGACUUUGUUUCGAAAGUGCUAGUUUAUCUUCCUUCUGUUACGCCAGCGUCAAGGAAGUUAAGGUAACGGUCAAUCAGUCUUUUAUCUCUACAAAUUAAAAAUGCACUUCUUAAUUUAACAUUGAUUGGACGGAUAUAAAAGCCGAGGCCACAAACUAAAUUUCCAUCUCGGUGCACCGAACGUGUUCAAGAAACUCUCAUUCGUUGAAGCAUCAGCUGUCAUGAACAACAUUGACCCUGGUGAUGCCAGCGUGGAUGUACUGGCUAUUUUACAAGACCAGCUUGAAGCCAGAAGCAAACCAACUCUCGUAAUAGAAUCAACCGUUUUGAUAACCAUUAAUAUCACUGCCUUGCUUGGUAAUGCCAUCCUUUGCUUCAUCACCUAUCGCAACCCAAGGCUUCGUACCCCUACCACGAUGCUAAUUGUCGCCCUGGCUUGCACAGACCUGUUAACCGCUUUUUCUGUGAUACCACUGACAGUUGAUACCGUCAUCAACAGCAGGAGGCGCUUCGGCGAUGGGGUGUGCAGAUUCCAGGCUUUUGCAAUGGCGAUUUUUGCCCAAAUAUCUAUCUACCUCAUGGCUUUGACGGCUUUCAAUCGGUACCUAUGUGUUAAGAAACGGAACCUUUACAAAAAAAUAUUUACGAAGAAACGUACAUUGCUUCUUAUUACCGCCAUUUGGAUAGUGGUGCUGGUCAUCAACGGGUUCCCCAAUGUUCUUUCGCUGGAUGACGUCUUCUUCUGCCCAGGUUACUUGCUGUGCUGGAGGAGGAUGAUGAGUCCAGCUGCUGUUUACUUGUUCAACGCUUGGCUUUAUGGUUCCUUCGUGAUCUCCUAUGUCGUUAUUGUGGUGUGUUACUGGAAAGUGUUUCGCGCCGUGGAGCAGCACAGCGUGGCCGUAGCUCCGAGCCUGAAUCAAGCAAGCCAGAAUACCCAGGCUAGGAACCAUUCUGAGGAAGUGUCCGUGGCGAAGGCAGUGGGAUCUAUCGUGUUUGCUUUCACCAUUUGUUGGAUACCGUCAGAAGUGAUGGACACCAUGGACAAGAUAAACCCACUUCUUUUACCUCGUCAGGUGAGAUUUUUUAUGGUACUUAUUUGAAAAAAAAUUUAGAUGAAAGUGACGUGUUUAAAGUCUCUUUGAUCAAUUUGAAAAAGUAUGCUCUAUUGGUCAGUGACAAAAAGAGAUAACAAGAUAAAGAAAAUAUAUUUUUAUUGCAGUCUGGUUACGAAUCAUACACAGGAUUUAAACCUAUGAUCAUGAGAUUUCAUUCAAACCUUAAACGGGGCAACGUGAGCGCAAAGUCACAUUUCUAAAUCUUGGUAAUUCUUUAAAUUUUUUUCGGUCUUCAAUCCACAAUUACGCAUGCUUGAAUUGAAAAACACCGUUUAUAUGAUCAUUUCAUGAUUGCAAUUUUCUUUUACAUCCAAAAACGUCCAUUUUUCGAACUGGCGUUUUCAAAAUGAAUCUCUAUGAAAAUCACGCUGUGUUCUUAUAUCAGACUCUUUCGAAUAAAAAACCUUUUUCUCACAAUAUUCGAGUAAAACGAAUAUGGUCUUUUUUUCAAAGACAUAUUUAAUACGAGUUGAAAAAACCAACAAAUUCAUUCACGUUAGGACAUUUUCUUUCCCCAAAAAAUCAUCUGCCAAGUAAUUUUCUCCAUUGUUAAGAAAUCUUUGCGGCAAUUUUAGUCAACUACCAUAAGAGGACUACACGUAAUUAGUCAUAAUGAUCUGAUAAUCAACUAUUGUUCAUUGUCUUUCCGGCUCUUCCUUCCUCUUCCUCACUUUCUAAAUGAAGACCAUUUUUCUCUUCGACCAUCCUACCCGUAAAAAUUGGUAAGAUUUAAUGAAAAUUGGGGGAAUUUAAAUCCUGGAAUACCGUUUUAUGUGACCAUACACAGAAAGGUGUCAGUAUUAAAACAAGAAAGAAAAAGCUACGGGUAAAAAGAAAACAAACAGUUUUACGUAAUAACAUGAGUAGGACCAGAAAUACACCAAUCCAGCCUAUUGUCCAUGUUAAAUAACGAAGGUCACAAGCAUUAUUUUUACAUGGAAAUGGAUGUAAAUCUCAUCUUCGAAUAUCGUGCGUCAUGCAUAUGGCUAAUGCAUCAAUGGAAGAUUAAGCCAAAUUUUUUCGAUUUUAUCGUUGCCAUGCCUCCCUCUAUUCUCCAUCCUUAGUGAUCCCCGUCACUGUUUGAUUUAUUCACCGGCUAACUAUUUCUUUUGUCAAAUCUCCCUUCAUUUUGAGCAAAUUUCUUUGUUUCUAUCAAGAUGGACCUAAGGAUUUUCACAAUAUAUUCCUAAUGAAAUUCCUUUAAAAAAAAAGUGAUAUCUACUGUAUUAAAUAUUUCUCUUCUAUCUAGGUUUUCAUCUUUGCCACUUGCUUGUGGUUUCUCAGCAGCGCCAUCAACCCCAUCAUUUAUGGCGUCAUGAACAGCAACUUCCGAGCUGAGUACAAGAGAAUGUUCGACGAUAUCUUUGGUUCUAUUAGUCCUCAGAGAGCGAUCUCGCCAAGUGAAGGCCAAGAUAUGUCCAGCCAGGGAAAUAAUUCAGUAUGAGAGCAUUUAAAUUUUUAAAAAGAAGGCAUUAAUUUUUCCUUGAGUGUCUCUAUGUCGCUCCGCGCAAGUAAAUUUAUCCUAACCGUCAAUUAUGUUCUCGCUGUCCUUUCUUCGUUUGAUUUUCAUUUACCCUGUCUGUUAUCAUUGUAAAUUUAUGUUAUUUAAGUAAUAUAUUCAUGUAUUUCAGAAACCACUGCUUAAAUAAUUAGAAUUUGAAAAUCUAUCGGUGCGUCUAUAGACUAUAUUGGCUUUAACAUGAACUUACACAUAACUUGUUAUAUCUUAUAAACCUCAGCUGUGAAGUGUGAUACAGGUUAGACGGUAAACUUAGUAGAUACAUUUUGCAUGAUUUAAUGUACGCCAGUCGAUGUUUGACGGGGACAAUAGUGCAACCCAAAAUUUCAGAUUUUUUUCAAAUAAGUAAGGCACAAAAGGCUUCUCAUGUUUCAAAAAUUCUGAGGUUCUCAGCUGGUGGCCUUACCCUGAUUGUUUGGAAGCAAAAUGUUGUCCAUGAAAAGAAAGUCUCGGACGCAUAAAUUUCGAAUAUAUGAGACUGGCUUAAAAAUGUACUUGCUGCUACACAAUGUUAAAUGGAAGAUAUCUAUUCUCAGAAUGUUUUCUGAAUUACUCCUAUGUUCGAGCAUGAAAUGUUAUGCAUUUUUACCCUGCUUUCAUGAACCACCAAUAAAUGAAUGUUUAUCCGACCACUUUAUUGUGUUUUUAUAUGUGUAUGUUUCCUAUUUGCAAUUGGCCGUACAAUAUAAAAAUAAUUUAAUGUAUAAUGUUAAUGGAGUGCAGAUGACAAAUUUCCUCCAGACCCUAGCAUUCAUUUUUUCUAUUUGUUAUUGAUGUUGUUUUGCUUUUUUUUUUAACUUCGCUUUAAUGCGAAAUCUACGCUUCCUCCUUAGGAAUUCCUACAAGUUCCAUUUUUUUGUGCCCUGCGGUAACACCCUGGAAGACAGUACUACCCACUGUUGGCUACAAUAAUCCUGGCAUUCGGCUCUAUAAAUAUGAUAAGAGCACCAUGCACGUUAAGGUAAUGAGCAAGGCGCCCCCAAUGAAAACAGCGAUCACCAAUGCCAAAAGCUUGUAAGCCGGCAUUAACUUUUACGUAGUAGUGAGCCGGCAUGGACUUUUAUGUAGUAGUGGCUUAGGUGUCGAAUAGACCACACCAAAGGGAUGCCUUGGCGCAGCAAAAUGGACGCUCUUGAUCCACAAGGGGCCUAAGACAGCAGCAAAAUUAUGGCACAAGGGUUGCGUUACAGCUUUCCAUCUUGAAACAGCUUUCCAUCCUGAAAACUUUAGCCUGAAUUUGUUUGUAAUCUCUUCUUAAACCCUCCAGUGAAUCUUCCCCGAGUUAUUCACCCUCAUUCUUUUUUGUCCAUGGUUACUUCUUUCAAUUUUCUUUUUUAAGUUCUCAUGGUCGCACUUUUUGACCUUCAGUUUGAUGAUAUUUUUUUCAUCAGUGUCUGAAAGGAUGCACCAUACUGUAAUGUGGUUUCUCCAAGUACCAAGUAUCCAUCCAAAGCUUGCCUACACUUUCUUCAUUACGAAUAAUCCCCCCCCCCCAUCCCCUCAAAAGUAAGCUUAGGGCGAUUUUUUACCAGAAAAGAUCACACCCAAGCGGAAAAUAACCUAAGUCUUCUGCCAGUGUCGCUUUGUCCAAUCCAAUCCCUGCCUUUAUUUCGUAACUCUUUUUUCUGAUUUGUUGUCGCGAUAUAUUCAGUACCCCUUUCACCAUUUAGUGGAGACUGCACUGAGUAUGAGCAGUCAAGGCUUUCGUUUAAAUAUGUUUUCAGCAGGAGUUCACUUGAAAUGUUACUGAAAUGGGUAAUUUAGUGUUAACAACUGAGUUGUGAACACUAAAUUACUACAUAAACCCGCACACAACCCACAAUCCCUCCAAUCACUCUAACGAAGGGCUAACGCUCGAAACGUCAGCUUUAAAUUCAAUUUGCUUUUUCAACUCAGUUGUUAACACUAAAUUACCUGUUAUACUCUCCCACCGACGCAGCACCACAGUUUCUUUAGAAACUUACCCAAUUACUGAAAAGCUUACCUCAACGUUGUUCGUUUCGUUUUUAUCUCGAUUAGGAUGUUUGGCAGUACUUUGCUAACCUAACACUGGCCAAUAUGAUGUCCAAACCGGAGUGGGUACUAGAAUACAAAGCUACUGACGCCUACUGCAUACCAGAUGUGAGCCCAGAGUCCCUUCAUUCACUGGUUAAAACGUUCAAAACUCCGGGCAGUUCAAACUUCGAAAAGUAUUACUUAUACAACUCAGUGAGCGCUGGUGGCGAGCAGUGCGACGAGGAAUGCAAAACAGCACAAAUUUGUGGUAUUACGGAAGUUGAUUUUGAGAAGUAUGAUGCCUGUGUGUCGCCCUCCACAAGUUCAUCCCAUGUGAAGUCUGCAACGCUCUCGGUCUAUGUCGCAAUUAUUGUUGUUUGGGCACUUGCUGUAAUAAUUUCAUAGAAUUAGUUUAUUGCCAUAAAUACGUAACACUUUAAUUCUACUGAUUGUUUAUUUUUAGUGAAGGCGGCAUUCCGAGUAAGCAUCAUUUGCAUGAUUGUUUGUUUCUUGUUGUUGUUUUGCUUUGUUUGUUUGUUUAUUUUCUAUACUUGAUUUUUUGUUUAAACAUACUCUUUUCUUUUGCUUUAUUUGAUUUUUUUUGGUUAACUUUUGGCUUUAGCCUAAUAAACUAUAAGUAACAUUUAUGUUUUAACAAUUGAAAUUUCAUUAAAGUUUCUUCCAACAUUUAAGAUUUACUUUUUUUUUUGAGCCUUAAAUUCAAAUGAGAAUAUUAAUCUAGGAUUGCUGUUUGUGUAAUAAAUUGUGUAGAUAUUCUUGUCAUUGUUACUAUCAAACAGGUCCAAAUAAUGAGCUGUGAUAUGAUGUGGUAGCUGCCUCAUAGAGUCGAGAUAACCAAAAAUGCGCCACAUGGUAUAGCAGAUAAUAAUGAUUAACAAUUAUUCACCGAAGUGGAGGUGAAUUUACUGUAAACUGGUCGGAAAUUAAACUCCGGGUGAGGGUGAAAUGUGAGAGUGAAUGGAAUGUGAUCGGUAUUUUCCUUGUGUGCCGUUUGUAGUGCUGACUGUCGAUCUAUUUAACAGGGUAAUUAAGUGAUAUCAACUGUGUUGAAAACGUAAAUUGGCCACCGCAACGAGUUUAAAUGCUUACCCCCUUUAUUCCUUAGUCGAUCAAUUUGUUGGGUGCGAUUGUGGCUCCUUGAAAGACAGAAACAGGAUAGCCACAUAUAUCGAAUAACUGGCAAAUUGCGUCUGAUUUUUCUACUAUCUUUCAAUACUAGCUUGUGUGAGUAGAUUGAUGAUCCCCUAACGAAGUGUGAAUGGAAAAUAAUACCUAUCGUGAAAUGAUUUACUUGCAAUUCUGAAAAAGCGCAGUUUUAUAACAAAAAUGCUGUCUUAUUUUCUUUCUUUGUGUUGGGGUUGGGC
This is a messenger RNA of Pocillopora meandrina, 13332 nucleotides long. NCBI's taxonomy places the organism in Eukaryota, Metazoa, Cnidaria, Anthozoa, Scleractinia, Pocilloporidae. The record is from the annotation of a GenBank genome assembly.